AUGUCCUUUCUUAGCCUUUCCCUCCAGCGUACCUCUUUUCAUCGCCUGCAAUUGCAUAUUAAACAGAUCACUGCGCGCCCAUUUCACUCUACCUUGCGUAAUUAUCUAGCGCACAAGGGUGAAGCCAUGGCAACCACGCAUCAUGACGAGUCCCAUGACUACUUCCACUACACUUCCGGAAGAUGGCUUUGGGGGGAGGAAGAACAAUUGCGCGAACGUUAUCGCGCAUUCAAUGUCAAUGAACUUCAGAAGGUCGCUGUGGGCAUUGCCGGAUCUGAGAAGUGCGUCUCUAUGAGCAAAAUUGGCGAAGGAAAUUUCAACAAGGUUUUCCGCCUUCAGAUGGACAAUGGAUCGGUCUUGAUGGCUCGCAUUCCUCAUCCCAACGCAGGCCCUCCCAAGUACACAACCACCUCAGAGGUUGCUACAAUGGACUUUGCAAAAUCGAUCCUUGACAUACCUGUACCAAAGAUUCUGGCCUACUGUGCUACAGCCGAUAACCCAGUUGGCUCAGAAUACAUCAUCAUGGAGGAAGCCCAAGGCAUACAACUGUCGAAAGUUUGGGAUACAAUGGAUUUGAAAGAACAAUUGGGAAUUGUGACUGAGCUUGUCACCAUUGACGAGAAGCUUCUCUCUGCAUCGCUAAACAGACACGGCGCACUCUAUUAUAGGAAAGACAGCUUUCCUGGGUGCACGACCGCAAAAGUCACCGGUAACAUUACGGAUAGCUUGAAAGCAGAUGUCGCGAAUAGAUUCGUCAUUGGUCCCACAGUCGAAAGGGCAUUCUGGAAGAAACAAAGGGCAGUAAUGGCUGUUGAUCGUGGGCCUUGGACUAGUGCAUGUGAAUAUGUGGAAGCAAUUGCACACCGCGAGAUUGCUUGGCUCAGUCACUAUGCUGAAUCUUUGCCGCUCUCUAUGGAGAAAUGGAGCGCCUCCAAAGGCCAGAGCGACCGUCAGGCCCACAUUGACUUACUCGGAAAGUUUCUCAGUGUCAUUGCUCAAUUACUUCCAAAAGAACCUGAACUACUUGCUCCCUUCCUUUGGCACCGCGACCUACACCCUGGCAACCUGUUCGUCUAUGACGGAAAAAUCUCUAGCGUCAUUGAUUGGCAAUCUUGCUGGGUUGGCCCUCUCAUCCUUCGAGCAAGGGCACCACGACUUCUGGAUUACAACGGCGAAAUUAUGCUGAAGCUACCGCCGGAAUACGAGGAGAUGCCGGAAGACGAGCGACGCUCAGUGGAGUAUAAGGUACAGCAGUCUGUCCAGGUUUAUAGUUACGAACACAAAACUGCUGGUCGGAAUCCCCUCUUGAAUCAGGUGCUAAGAUAUCCUCAUGGAAAAAUGUUGAGUAACGUUGUGGAAUUCGCCUCUGCGUCUUGGGACGGAGACAUCCUUCCUCUUCGUGACUGUUUGAUUCGAAUUGAGAGGGACUGGAAAGAAUAUGCUGGCUCAACAGCCACUUGCCCAUACCAUUUUUCUGCUGAAGAAAUUCAGAAAAGCCACGAAGACGCGGUUAGCUAUAACGAUAUGCGGGAUUUUUGGGAUGACUUGGAAGGCCGAGUAGAUGAUACUGGUUUUACCACCCCUGACUUCUUUGACGAUGCUGUAGAUCUUUUUUCUACUCUACGAGAAAAUGGCUUGAAGACAUUAGAAGGCCCGGAGCUUAAGCGUUUCGAGGAGCAGACGCGGUGGGUGCUUGACUAUAGAAAGAAACAAUAG
Messenger RNA from Ascochyta rabiei, 1716 nucleotides. RefSeq names its product Phosphotransferase enzyme. Gene Ontology annotation, cellular component: mitochondrion. The transcript has 5 exons. NCBI's taxonomy places the organism in Eukaryota, Fungi, Ascomycota, Dothideomycetes, Pleosporales, Didymellaceae. The record is from RefSeq and is a predicted model, not a curated record. The coding region runs from base 1 to 1716 and encodes 571 amino acids.